CAACGGCGGGCGAUUAACACUGUUCACAAGCUCCGAGACGUAGGAAAGAUGGAAUAGAACAGCGAAUGUGUCCGUGCAAAGCUGUUUAAGGAUGUCUGCCACUCGUCUCUUCUCCUAGAAGUGCUCUGCAGGGUAAGCUUUCGAUGCACACUGCUCCUUUCUCUUUCUUUAAGGAAUCUCUGAUCCUUGGAGUCAUGGACUACAUAUUAUUCCAACCUUCCCGGGACUCCAUCUCUGAGAUUUUGGAGCAUCUUCUUUUAGCCCGUGUCUAAAUGAAUAAGGGAUAUCUGUGUCGUUGAUUCCAUCACCACUGGAAGGUUUCGACUAAGAGUUCUUUGUGAUCAUGCACUAAAAUCUUCGGUUGGUACAUUGAGGGCACACCUGUCUCUCAAAUUCACUCACUUGUGUGGAUGUAAGCAGAACUCCGCGGCCGGGAUUUUAAGCACCCUUGUCAUUUGUCCAGCAUGGAUAAAGGGAUUUCUGUAUGCUUGCUUUUACAUUGAACCUGCCUGCGUGAGACAAGGUGAAAGGGGUUUUGGAGACGUUGGGAAUAAGGCGGUCACAUUAAAACGCUGCACGUGGGCCGGCGGGAAUUUCUGACGGAAGCAGGCUCAUGAAUAAUUCAACGGCGGGUUAAAUGAUGUCACAGAUGCAGAAGACGAUCAGGGUUUGUUAUUGAUAUAAGAGAGGAUGCUGCAGAAGACCAGUAUCAGAGUGACCCCAACCUGAUCGCUCCCCCCUUUCCCCGCCCAGUCCUCCACAAUCCCAUGAUGCUCUGCCCGUGCCGAGGGAAGCUGAAGCUGCUGGUGGUUUCUCUGAGUUUCAUCAUCCUCUUCACCUGGGUCUACCUGCUCGUGGGGAACUCAGAAAAUGGGCGCUCCCUGUUCCUCUCGGCAUGCCUGGUGGAAUCCACGGAAGCUCGGCUGCUGGAACGGGACGUCCUGGCAUCACGGGUUCGAGAGGUGGAGGAGGAGAACCGGCAGAUCCGGCUACAGCUGAGCCAAUCGCAGGGCCUGGCUGCCCAGCCUGCCGAGGGUAACUAUGGCAACCAGCAGUGGGUGGCGUCGGCAGAUACCGGUCCGGAGGAUGUGGAGAACACGGCCGAGGAACGGGCCAAUCACAGCGAGUGCUCUCGCUCGCCUACCGCCGAGAAGUGUGAGUUGAUUCACGUGGCAUGUGUGUGUGCGGGUCACAACGCCAGUCGAGAUGUCGUCACUCUGGUCAAAUCCAUCCUGUUCCACAGGAGAAACCCCCUGCACUUUCAUUUCAUCACCGACACGGUGGCCAAUCAGAUCCUCAGCACUCUGUUCCAGUCGUGGAUGGUGCCGUCCGUACAAGUCAGCUUCUAUGACGCAGAUGAACUCAAAUCGGAGGUGUCAUGGAUACCAAACAAACACUAUUCAGGAAUUUAUGGCCUGAUGAAGCUCACCCUCACCAAAGCUCUGCCAUCCAACCUUUCAAAGGUGAUCGUCCUCGAUACGGACAUCACCUUCGCCACCGACAUCGCCGAGCUGUGGGCCAUCUUCCGCAAGUUCACAGAGAAACAGGUGAUUGGUCUGGUGGAGAAUCAGAGUGAUUGGUACCUCGGUAAUCUGUGGAAAAAUCAUAAACCCUGGCCAGCCCUUGGACGGGGGUUUAAUACAGGUGUGAUUUUACUGUACCUUGAGAAACUGCGCAGGAUUGGCUGGGAACAGAUGUGGAGACUGACGGCGGAGCGAGAGCUAAUGAGCAUGCUGUCAACAUCUCUGGCAGACCAGGAUAUAUUCAAUGCAUUCAUUAAACAAAACCCAGUUCUGGUACAUCAGCUUCCCUGCUUCUGGAAUGUCCAGUUAUCAGACCACACACGCUCUGAACAGUGUUACACUGAAGUAUCAGACCUGAAGGUCAUUCACUGGAACUCCCCCAAAAAGCUGCGAGUAAAAAACAAGCAUGUGGAAUUUUUCCGCAAUCUUUACUUGACGUUUCUGGAAUAUGACGGGAAUCUACUCCGGCGAGAACUCUUCGGCUGUCCCAACCAGGCCAGCUCAGAGAGCACAGUGCUUCAGCAAGCACUGGAGGAGUUAGAUGAGGACGACCAGUGCUAUGACUUCCGGAGGGAGCGGAUCAUGUUGCACAGGGUUCACCUGUACUUCCUGCAGUAUGAAUACACGCCUACAGACGACGGCACAGACGUCACGCUGGUCGCACAGCUCUCUAUGGACAGACUGCAGAUGCUGGAGGCCAUCUGUAAACACUGGGAGGGCCCCAUUAGUUUGGCCCUGUACAUGUCUGAUGCCGAGGCCCAGCAGUUCCUCCGCUACGCUCAGGCCUCUGAAGUGCUCAAAAACCGCAAGAAUGUGGGUUAUCAUAUUGUUUAUAAGGAAGGCCAGUUCUACCCUGUCAAUCUGGUACGCAAUGUGGCUCUUCGCAAUGUCAACACGCCAUACGUCUUUUUGACCGAUGUAGACUUUCUUCCCAUGUACGGCCUGUACGAUUACCUCAGAAAAAGUAUUGUCCAAUUGGACAUGGCCAACACCAAGAAGGCCCUGGUUGUACCCGCCUUUGAGACGUUGAGAUACCGCCUUUCCUUCCCCAAAUCUAGAGCUGAGCUGCUGUCAAUGCUGGACAUGGGGACUCUCUACACCUUCAGGUAUCAUGUAUGGACGAAGGGUCACGCCCCAACCAAUUAUGCCAAAUGGAGGACAGCCACAACCCCAUACAAAGUGGAGUGGGAAUCAGAUUUUGAGCCGUACGUUGUUGUACGACGAGACUGCCCCGAGUAUGAUCAGAGAUUUGUAGGCUUUGGCUGGAACAAAGUAUCUCAUAUCAUGGAGCUUGACGCUCAGGAGUAUGAUCUCAUUGUGUUACCAAAUGCCUUUAUGAUCCACAUGCCCCACGCGCCAAGCUUUGACAUCUCGAAGUUCCGAUCCAGUCCGAGUUAUCGUUACUGCUUGACAACUCUAAAGGACGAGUUCCAUCAAGACCUUUCUCGAAAGUACGGUUCUGCUGCUCUCAAGUACCUCACAGCGCAGAGGAACAUCUGAAACCUGUUUCAAAUGUACUUUAGCACACAGGAGAAUGAAUCGAUCUAGUCCUUUGAGACUAAAGGCCAAUGCUGCUCUGGUUAAGGAAUUGGUGUCUAGAGGUAGGAACGAAGCUGCCGUCAUGCAGACCCAUGCCUCUCUUGAGUACAGACUAUAAAAUCGGAGCUUUAAUUUUUCUUUUGAUUGCAAUUCAUACAGCAGUGAACUGUGAAACCAAUGACAUCAGCACCACACCCACCUCAGACUGGUUUACACCAAACGGGGUGGUGAAAACUCGACCAAACAUUUAGACGGCUUCAAAACAACGUAACAAAGGACAUCGAUAUACGUCUGUGGAGCAUUUGUAAUGAGUCAAUUGCUUUAUAGCCUAAAGACAACGGUCAUGAUCAAGACAAUCAGGGCUUUUUCUUCACUACAGAUCUACGGCUAGUGAUCCAUGUCGCUACGCAGCUUUGAAAACCAUCCUGUGGAAUUUUAAUGGAGUGGAAAUGAACUUGAAAUGAAUGAGCUUUCCAAAUACUCUUCUGCUGGACUGAAGUGUGGGGAGGUCAACAAGACGAGAGGAACAUUUAAGCCUUAUAAUUUCCAUGAUAUUUAAAAUAUUUAAAAUAUUUUUCUUUGUUUUUAAUGCAGAUGACAAAAAUUACGGAGGAUGAUUUACAGCCUAUGUAUGUUUUACACUAUAAAAAAGAAAAUCACAGUAUUUUUUAAUUUAGCAACAUUGAUUCGCUUGUGGUAAAUACGGACUUUGAAUGCUUGACACAGAGUAUUUGUGUGUGGUCCUGGGGUCCUGAAUGUUGUAAAGAUGUUUCUGUUACGUUAAGAAUGAUCAGUCUUCUGGUUAUGUAUAACUGCUGCAUUUAUAUUUGACACAUAAAAUGGCGCAUAUUAUGACAUGCUUAAACAUCCAGAAUCGUAUACCAUGACACUUCCCUAUACCUUGAAUCCACUUCAUUCAAUCACUUUUUUUGCUUUUACGGUUUGCACGACAUACUUUUACAGAAAAACAACACUAUCUGUGUAUGAUUCUGUGCACAUUCACUUUGAGAGUCACUUGAGGGACCAUUUUUAAUGGAUGUGAAACCUAUAUCAUGUUCUGGUCUGCCUCCCAGAUAAUAAUCAAAUUUCCAAUUCACCGUCAGUCACUUGGAAAGAACGUGUCUGAAAGAAAUCUAAACCUGGAGCUAACGUGAAAGGUUGUACGAUCCAUUGCACCAAUCACUGUCACAAUGUUAUCCCCCGUGUAAGUAACUCCUCUCCUCGGAGUCAUAUUGAGUUCACCCGUCCUAUGCCAUUCAUGCCCGGGCACUCCAUCAGACUGUGCAGAUUUACGGUAAAUACCCGUGCCUUUGCUGUGUCGCGAAAACUGGAUAUUGAUUGUACUACUGUACGCAUCAGCGGGGCCUGCGAGAAUACAGGUACUCUAUUUAUUAUUGUUGACUUAAAUCAAUCAUAUUUUUCUAUGUAGGGGACAAAGUGCUUUAAAUAAAAUUUCCCUGUUUCUAUAAACUGGCAAAGUUCUCGU
Triplophysa rosa is the source of this 4548-nucleotide messenger RNA. It is a transcript of the gene large2, whose product is annotated as LARGE xylosyl- and glucuronyltransferase 2. The record is from RefSeq and is a predicted model, not a curated record. Gene Ontology annotation, biological process: protein O-linked glycosylation via mannose. The transcript is spliced from 17 exons. Bases 768 to 3023 code for a protein of 751 amino acids. NCBI's taxonomy places the organism in Eukaryota, Metazoa, Chordata, Actinopteri, Cypriniformes, Nemacheilidae. Gene Ontology annotation, molecular function: xylosyltransferase activity; glucuronosyltransferase activity.